CACAUCUCAAGUCUGUCAUAUAAUUACUGUCACUUGUCAGUACUCAUCUCGAAUUCAGAAAGCAAAUUUCAAAUUAAAUCUGAAUACACAUUCUAAAUUUCUGUAGAAAUGAAUGGCAUAAUACUAGCAGGUCUUGGUUUGGCAGCGGUGGGUUUUGCUGGAAGAUAUGCUCUAAGGCAAGUGCCGAAUGCUGCCAAAACAUUCAAUGAAGCUUUGAAAAAUCUCCCUAAAUUCGAUUCUGCCUCAGUGGCCAAUUCAAAAUAUUACAAGGGUGGUUUCGAUGCCAAAAUGAAUCGGAGAGAGGCAGCGCUGAUUUUAGGUGUGACUCCCUCUGCGAAUAAAUUGAAAAUAAAAGACGCUUUCAAGAAAGUAAUGGCUGUUAAUCAUCCAGACAGAGGUGGAUCUCCAUACCUUGCAUCAAAAAUCAAUGAGGCGAAAGAUUUCUUAGAAAAACACUCUAGAUGAUGUAUCGAUAAUUUAUACUUUA
Leptinotarsa decemlineata (Colorado potato beetle) is the source of this 487-nucleotide messenger RNA. Its product is annotated as mitochondrial import inner membrane translocase subunit TIM14. Gene Ontology annotation, biological process: protein import into mitochondrial matrix. Gene Ontology annotation, cellular component: PAM complex, Tim23 associated import motor. The record is from RefSeq and is a predicted model, not a curated record. Lineage: Eukaryota; Metazoa; Arthropoda; Insecta; Coleoptera; Chrysomelidae. Gene Ontology annotation, molecular function: ATPase activator activity.